CCUGCGUCAGACGCAGCGUCUAAAUUCAAACUAGUCGGCGGUUAAGAAAAAAACAAGUGAGGAGGGCUUAAAGCGUACAGAAACUAACCAAAAUUAAACUAAAUCCAAGAUGUCAAAAACAUUAAAAGGAAUCACGCUUAAGGGGAGUGCAGAACUCGUUGCUGAGUUUUUCUCGUUCGGAAUCAACAGCAUCUUGUACCAGCGAGGAAUCUACCCAGCAGAAACCUUCACCAGAGUUACACAAUAUGACAUGAGCCUUCACCUGACCACAGAUGCAAAGCUGAAGAACUACCUCACCAAUGUCAUCUCGCAACUCAAAGAAUGGUUGUUUGAUUGCACAGUUCAGAAGCUGGUGGUUGUCAUCACAUGCCUGGAGACCAAUGAGGUGCUGGAGCGAUGGCAGUUUGAUAUUGACUGUGACAAGACAGCAAAGGAGAGCGGCGCACCCAGGGAGAAGUCCAUAAAAGCUAUCCAAGAGGAAAUCCGUUCUGUUAUCAGACAGAUCACUGCCACAGUUACCUUCUUGCCGUUAUUAGAAACUGCCUGUGCUUUCGACCUUCUGAUCUACACAGACAAAGAUCUUGAGGUACCCGAGCAAUGGGAGGAAUCUGGGCCUCAACUAAUUGACCAAUCAGAAGAGGUCCGCUUGCGUUCCUUUACUACUUCUAUUCAUAAGGUGAACAGUAUGGUGGCCUACAAGAGGACAAACUCCAUGUGAUUUUUUUUUUUUCUUUUUUUGUGUGUUCUGUUCUUUUUUUCUUCUUUUGUGUUCUGUUCACCUUUUCAGUCUUCUGUAUAUAUAUCUACAUAAAGCUCAUUUCUUAUUUGUUGUAUUUUUAAAUAAUGUAUUUCCCAAUACAGAAAAUAAAUUUCGUGUUUCCAGUAUUGUAUUGGUGAUCUGUUUCUUUGAUAUUUUGCCGUAGUUAUCCUCUAGAUGGCGACAAAAUCUAGGUUUACAUUUCCUUACAUAUGCGAAUAGCCUGUCAACAACAAAACCUGUCAAUGCAUCUGGGUCUGUAUUUCAACCUAAAUUCAAAAGACUUUGUUUCCUUUAAUAUUUUGCAUUAAUUAUUUUACUACUGUAUUAUUAGUACCGCAUCAGUGUUAUGGCAAUAUUGGUUCUACC
Messenger RNA from Cyprinus carpio (common carp), 1126 nucleotides. Its product is annotated as mitotic spindle assembly checkpoint protein MAD2A-like. Lineage: Eukaryota; Metazoa; Chordata; Actinopteri; Cypriniformes; Cyprinidae. The record is from RefSeq and is a predicted model, not a curated record. Gene Ontology annotation, cellular component: nucleoplasm; cytoplasm; kinetochore. Gene Ontology annotation, biological process: mitotic spindle assembly checkpoint signaling.